Messenger RNA from Penaeus indicus, 528 nucleotides. RefSeq lists its product as uncharacterized. Lineage: Eukaryota; Metazoa; Arthropoda; Malacostraca; Decapoda; Penaeidae. The record is from RefSeq and is a predicted model, not a curated record. Bases 1 to 528 code for a protein of 175 amino acids. The transcript has 4 exons.
AUGAAUGCGAGUAGUUGUACAAGUAGUAGUACGAGUGCGAGUUGUAGUAAGAGUUGUUGUACGAGUGUGAGUAGUAGUACGAGUUCGAGUAGUUGUACAAAUAGUAGUACGAGUGUGAGUAGUAGUACAAGUAGUAGUGCAAGUGCGAGUAGUUGUACAAAUAGUAGUACGAGUAGUUGUUGUACGAGUGUGAGUAGUAGUACGAGUUCGAGUAGUUGUACAAAUAGUAGUACGAGUGUGAGUAGUAGUACAAGUAGUAGUGCAAGUGCGAGUAGUUGUACAAAUAGUAGUACGAGUUUCCGCUUGCAUGUUACGCCUGAAAUCAGACUCCUUGUGAAUAUAGCAUAUAAAUCAAAUUUUGGUGUAAAAUGCGGUCAGGGUUCACGAGCGCUCUCUGUAGCAAUAGAGAUCUCCUUCAAGGUCAAAGGUUACUCAGGUCAGCGUCAGGGUUCAGGAGCGUUCUCUGUGGUCACUAAGAUCCCUCAAGGUCAAAGGUUACUCAGGUCAGGGUUCACGAUACCUGAAUAA